Messenger RNA from Momordica charantia (bitter melon), 1626 nucleotides. RefSeq names its product putative polygalacturonase At1g80170. Gene Ontology annotation, biological process: carbohydrate metabolic process. Gene Ontology annotation, molecular function: polygalacturonase activity. The record is from RefSeq and is a predicted model, not a curated record. Lineage: Eukaryota; Viridiplantae; Streptophyta; Magnoliopsida; Cucurbitales; Cucurbitaceae.
CGAAGAAUUCAUUCCUUAUAUUUCUAAAUCUGAAGGAUUAUAUAUCACAAAUUGGCGCUUAGGCCAUUAAAUUCAGUUCGAUUUGGCCGCUUAAUGCCACGAAGUCAGCGAAAACGAUUUUGGCUCUUCGCUGACAUGAAAGGCCAAGGAUCGCAGCCAUUUCCAUUACCCAUCUUCGUAUUUAUCGUGUUCACCAGCUUUAGCUUUGAAUCUACAGCUGAAUUUGACUCGUUGCUGCAGCUUCCACUUUCUGGGUCCAACGCGACUCGGCCCAAAUCCAAACGGGUUUUCGAUCUUCGCGAUUUUGGGGCAAAAGGAGAUGGGUUUAGCAACGAUACUCAGGCACUCUUGGCUGCGUGGAAGAUGGCUUGUUCUUUCCCCACUCGAACACGAGUUGUUUUUCCAGCUAGUAACACAUUUCUGGUGCACCCUAUUGAGCUUCAUGGUCCUUGUCGGUCAAGGUUGACCUUGAGGAUAUAUGGCACAAUCAAUGCUCCAAAAGAUCCCGAUGCCUGGGCUGGUCGAAAUCCACGGAAAUGGCUUUACUUUCGUGGGGUGAACCACCUGACUCUUGAAGGCGGAGGGGAGAUUAAUGGAAUGGGAUACGAAUGGUGGAUGCGAUCUUGCAAGAUUAACUCAACAAAUCCUUGUCGACAUGCUCCUACAGUAAGACGUUCUUCUGCUGCCAUGACUUUUCAUAAAUGUAAAAAUUUAAAGAUUCGUCAUCUAUUGGUAAUUGACAGUCAACAGAUGCAUGUUUCUUUCACAAACUGUCUCCGAGUCGUAGCUUCUGAUCUCAAAGUGAUUGCUCCUGCCUUUAGCCCAAAUACUGAUGGAAUCCAUAUCAGCGCAUCAAGGGGUGUCACGGUCACGAAUAGCAUCAUUAGUACAGGAGAUGACUGUAUCUCUAUAGUGAGUAAUUCUUCUCGGGUCUUGAUCAGAAACAUUGCCUGUGGUCCGGGCCAUGGAAUAAGUAUUGGAAGCUUGGGAAAGCAAAAUACGUGGGCGCAGGUCCGUAAUGUAAUGGUUGAUGGAGCUGUUCUAUCGAACACCAAAAACGGAGUGAGGAUCAAAACAUGGCAGGGUGGCAGUGGCUUUGCCACUGAUAUUACCUUCAAGAACAUAUUGAUGAAAAAUGUAUCAAACCCGAUAAUCAUAGAUCAGUAUUACUGCGACUCGGAUCUUCCAUGUGCAAACCAGACAUCAGCUGUUAAAGUGGGAGACAUAUCAUUCAUUCACAUCAAAGGAACUGCAGCAACAAAGGAAGCAAUAAAAUUUGCUUGCAGCGAUACAUCGCCGUGUGAAGACUUAUUUCUGGAAGACAUUCUUCUCUUAUCGAAUGAUGGCGAUAUUUUGACUUCUCUCUGUUGGCAAGCACAAGGUUCGAAUUCAGGGCCCGUUUAUCCACCGUCGUGCUUUCUCAGUAACGAAAACUUCAUUGAGCAGGUGGUCCAGCCUGACCCUGUUUCUCAUUCCUUUUAGAUUCAACUUCUAAAGCUUUAUAGUUGCAACUUGCAGAAGCUUAUGAUGUGCUGCAUUCUGUAUUGUCUAUUUGCCAUCUCUGUGUACUCGGCCUCCAUUUCCCACUGGAUUUGCCAGAUGAGGUUGUGAUAUUAUACUAUUUAA